AUGGAUAUGUCCAGCUCCCGGAAACGCGCCCGCGAGACGGAGAGCGAGGACGAGGAGCCAACCGGGCGACGUAAGCAGCCGUCGAGCUCUCCCCCCAGCCUAGAGCAGCACACGGCAGCCAGCUGCCACGUGCAGCAACCGGACCACGGCAGCGCCAUUUCCCCACAAUCGGGCGAAACAGCCGCCACCUCCUCUCCGCCUGCCGCCCAAGACGGAGGCCCUCCAGGAAGGGCGAGCACCACCUCUCGACAUCCCGCCGAGUCUACAGCCGCCGCCUCCGCUGCGCCUCAGAGCAAGGGCGCGCCCGGAACCAUCCUCAACGCGCCGUCAGCUCCUGAUGGCGGCGCGUCCACUGCAGCGUCUGCUAGCGAACCAGCUACAAACGAAAGCGCUGCCGACGAGAUGGAGCUGACGGACGCAACACCCACUGUUUCGUCACAUCAGGGCCCUGAUCACCCCGCGGCGCGGUUCCUGAAGGACCCACCAUGCCAGCCUGCUUCGCGGCCGAAGCCAAAGGGGCAGAAGAAGAAGCAGAAGAAGAGGAAGGAGCCUGCCCAUGAUUCCCGUUCGUCUCCCGGGGCAACGGACGACUCGCGGCGCCCACCCGCUACCCUGGUCACCCCCAGUGUGCCUACAGCCGCAGUACAGAGAGUGACACCAUCCGCCCGCGAGUCCACCACGUACGACUUCACGCUGGUGCAAUCAAAGAGGGACCGGCGCCGUGCACGAGCCCUGGAGACUGCUGCACUCCCGGUUGACCCCGCGGUCGUCGGUACGCGCAACAUCGUGGCCGCCGAUACUACCACCCGGGAGUGCCUGGAGGAGCUGUUGGCAGUCACUGAGCUGCACGGAAUUCCAGUGACUGCCCGACUGCCAGCCGAGCGCGGCAAGAGCACCGGCUUCCUGCACGGGGUGGUCGGGUUACCCGCGGACACAGACCUGCUGGGAGCCAUCGAGUCGAGCGUUCCCGUGCUGUCGGCAACGAGGGAGGAGAGCACCAUCACCAUCCGAUUCGCGGGACCGGUCCCCCCUGAACACGUGCGCCUUUUCAAGCUCGGGUUCAGGGUCCCUCGCCAUCCUGCACUCUCCAUCGCGGUGGCUACGGGCUUGAGCACAGAGCAACUGGCCGAACUCUUCGCCGAUGCCUUCGCUCCACCGCCACCGUCUGUGCGCCCCGUCAGUGCACCCUGCGAACUACCGCCGCACAACAAGGCUGAACUCCUCGCUCCCCUGCGCUACUUUCCUACGAGGGCAAUCUUGGAGCACGUAGAGGUGCUUUGCUCGGCCGAGUUUACCCUCAGUGAGUUGCGCAUUGUUUUGACCACGCGUAAACGACGCUCAGCGCCUGGUGCCGACGGACUAACUCAUCAGGUCCUCAGGAACAUCGAUGCAGCGCAGCUCCCUUCCCUACUCGAGGCCUUCAAUGGCGUCUGGCGCAGUGGCAUUAUUCCUGCUGACUGGAAAGAGGCGAUCGUCGUCCCUAUUCUCAAGCGCGGCAAAGCUGCCAAAAGCGUCAGCUCCUAUCGCCCAGUGUCGCUUACUUCGGUAGCCGGCAAAACUCUGGAGGCCAUGGCUUUGCGCCGACUUGAGUGGAUUGCCUCCGCCCUCGACGCUUUCGCCCCUGAACAGAGUGGUUUCCGGCGACUGCACUCAGCAGCUGACUCGCUCGCGGACGUCGUGGCUACUCUAGAGCACGCAGCAAGUCGCCAAGAAGCCGGAUAUCUCGUGCUGCUCGAUGUGCAACGCGCAUUUGAUGGUCUCCCUCACAUCACCAUCAUUCAAGCCCUCCGUGAGCUACGUGUCACCGGCCGCCUCUUUGACUACAUCGCGGCCUUUCUCAGUGACCGCACGCUCAGAGUGCGAGUUGGCGACACGCUCAGUGCCCCUCGCAGCGUGACCUCCGGGGUUCCCCAGGGCAGCGUGAUCAGCCCAUUUCUUUUUAACUUGGCUCUGGCAAGACUACCUGACUACAUCCCCAAGAUGACAGCCCACGAAGUCCGCGUGGCGAUCUACGCCGAUGACAUUGCACUGUUCGCGUGCGGGCCCACUGCCCUCGGCUUCCAAGUGCGAGAAUCCCUGCAGUCGGCGAUCAACGCCGUCGAUGAAUAUCUCGCCAGCAUAGGGCUCCAGCUCUCGGCGUCAAAAACUGAGGCGUUCACGCCGUCUGAAGACAGAGCUACACGUUACGGAGCCAUUAGCAAGCUUUGCAUCGGAGACCGAGAGUUCCAAGUGAACGCCUAUCAAGCUGCCCCGGAGAACACUUCCAAGGGCCUGAUCAGGAACAUUGCAAAGACCGAGAGCUCGGCAGACGUCAUCGCUAAUCUAGUGACGCAACGCAACCCCGGUGUGCUGCACGCCAAGCGCAUGGGCAACACAGACAACACAAUCAUUUUGUUCGACGAAUGCCACAGCGGCCGAGAAGCACAUCGAUGGCGCGCGGUGGUGCCGGUCCGGGCAUCGCAGCUGUCGGCCACAUCAAUCAACAAAGUCAACAGCAGCAGCCGUGGCAGCAGUAACAAGGUCACAGGAGCACUGGGCAACAGGUGA
Molecule: messenger RNA, 2547 nt
Organism: Dermacentor andersoni
Lineage: Eukaryota; Metazoa; Arthropoda; Arachnida; Ixodida; Ixodidae
Source: RefSeq, a predicted model, not a curated record